Messenger RNA from Sorex araneus (European shrew), 1573 nucleotides. It is a transcript of the gene ZFAND1, whose product is annotated as zinc finger AN1-type containing 1. The transcript is spliced from 8 exons. The coding region runs from base 450 to 1475 and encodes 341 amino acids. Gene Ontology annotation, biological process: cytoplasmic stress granule disassembly. Gene Ontology annotation, molecular function: zinc ion binding. NCBI's taxonomy places the organism in Eukaryota, Metazoa, Chordata, Mammalia, Eulipotyphla, Soricidae. Gene Ontology annotation, cellular component: cytoplasm; cytoplasmic stress granule. The record is from RefSeq and is a predicted model, not a curated record.
GGCCGCGGGUCUCGCUCUGCCCUCCGGAUCGGCGCUGGCGGGGGAGACGAGGCCCCGAGGCCGGGCGGAGCUGCGGGGAACCGGGCCGACGCGACCCGGCUGGGGUCAGCUCGGAGCUGGUGCAUUUUCAUUAGUGGCCCUCGGAGCCUCUGGAAGGGACUCGCGGCCUCCUGGAAAGGAGCCGCGCGGGACCCGGAAACGGAGCCUUGCGAUGCCCACCAGUGCCUCUGGUGCGCGUGGGCAGGAGGAUGCCGGGGUCUGGCGCCCGUCGUCGCGUUCCCCGCCCGUCCCGCGCGGCCGCUCGGGGCUAGCCGCUUCCUCCCGAACUUCUGCGUCGAUUGCUUGUCCCAGUCGACCGCUUAAAGGGAAUUCCGAUUCCCCGCUGCUCUGCCAGGUGGCCACCGCGCUCUCCGGGUCCGAGUGGGAGGACCACCCGCCUGUCUCUUCCGAUGCGGGGCUUCAGAAGGAUGCGGACUGUGUGCGUGUCCUCUGAAACGAAUCCUGCGUGUGAUGGCAUCGAUGAUCAGGCGGUGUGCGUACUGCACCGCAGGAAACGCACGACCCAUGCUAGUGACGGGGGAGCGGGGCCUAAGCCGGGACUCUCACCCACGUCCGUGCUAGGUCACUGCCUGGAACAUUGGCGCCGCAGAGUCGUGCCUUGUUCUGGCUGUGCCGACGUGAGGAUGUGCUGUCACGUUUCACGCCUACCACACGGAGUUGCAGAUUUUCUUCCAUUUAAAUGUGAUGGUUGUUCAGGAAUAUUUUGCCUUGAACACAGAAGCAGAUCGUCACAUAACUGUCCUGAGGUGACAGUUACCAAUGAAGCACCAAAGCCAGAUACGCACACGUCUUACCCAUGUUCAUUCAAAGACUGCACUGAAAAAGAACUUGUCCCAGUUACAUGUCCAUACUGUGAGAAGAACUUUUGCCUGAGACACCGACAUCAGGCAGAUCAUGAAUGUGAAAAGCUGGAAAUCCCCAAGCCUCGUAUGGCCGCCACUCAGAAACUGGUUAAAGACAUUAUUGAUUCCAAGAAGGGAGAGGCUGCAAGUAAGCGUCGGAAAGGUGCAAAAAACAGUGAAACAGCUGCAAAAGUAGCAUUGAUGAAAUUAAAGAUGCAUGCUAAUGGAGAUAAAUCAUUGCCACAGACAGAAAGAAUUUACUUCCAGGUUUACUUACCUAAGGGGAGCAAAGAGAAGAGCAAACCAAUGUUCUUUUGCCACCGAUGGAGUAUUGGAAAGGUCAUAGACUAUGCAGCUGCCCUAGCCAGUCUUAAAAAUGACAAUAACAAAUUAACAGCUAAGAAGUUGAGGUUAUGCCACAUUACCUCAGGAGAAGCAUUACCCUUGGACCAUACUUUGGAAGCCUGGAUUGCGAAGGAAGAUUGUCCUUUAUAUAAUGGUGGAAAUGUUGUCUUGGAAUAUCUGGAUGAUAAAGAACAGUUUUUAGAAGAUGUUGAUUCUUACUUGGAAUAGUCAAGGGAUCAAGCCAGGAACCACAAUAAAAACUCUUACUUUUAAUUCUUUUAUUGGGAGUAUUAUAUAUAAAUAUAUUUAUUUCACUUGCUUUUUAA